ACCCCGUGUGCGCGGCGUCCCCUCCCUGCGCCUCUGUUCCCGCGUCCGUAAGACCCGGGUGAGAACAGCGCUUCAAGGUGGUACUGCGCGUGAGUCCCUCGAGAACGCCCGCCCCUGGCGGCCUGACCCGGUCUGAGGGCCAGACGCGGCCAGCAGGGUCGCAGGGGCCGCUGCGAUGGACUCGCUGGCAGCACCCCAGGACCGCCUGGUGGAGCAGCUGCUGUCACCGCGGACCCAGGCCCAGAGGCGGCUCAAGGAUAUCGACAAGCAGUACGUGGGCUUCGCCACACUGCCCAACCAGGUGCACCGAAAGUCCGUGAAGAAGGGCUUCGAUUUCACGCUCAUGGUGGCUGGUGAGUCGGGCCUGGGGAAGUCCACGCUGGUCCACAGCCUCUUCCUGACCGACUUGUACAAGGACCGGAAGCUGCUCAGUGCCGAGGAGCGCAUCAGCCAGACGGUGGAGAUCUUGAAGCACACAGUGGACAUUGAAGAGAAAGGGGUCAAACUAAAGCUCACCAUUGUGGACACGCCAGGCUUCGGGGAUGCUGUCAACAACUCUGAGUGCUGGAAGCCCAUCACCGACUACGUGGACCAGCAGUUUGAGCAGUAUUUCCGUGACGAGAGCGGCCUUAACCGCAAGAACAUCCAAGACAACCGGGUGCACUGCUGCCUGUACUUCAUCUCCCCUUUUGGGCACGGGCUGCGGCCAGUGGAUGUGGGUUUCAUGAAGGCUCUGCAUGAGAAGGUGAACAUCGUGCCCCUCAUUGCUAAAGCUGACUGUCUUGUCCCCGGCGAGAUUCGGAAGCUGAAGGAGCGGAUCCGGGAGGAGAUUGACAAGUUCGGAAUCCACGUGUACCAGUUCCCAGAGUGUGACUCGGACGAGGAUGAGGACUUCAAGCAGCAGGAUCGGGAACUGAAGGAGAGCGCUCCCUUCGCUGUUAUCGGCAGCAACACGGUGGUGGAGGCCAAGGGGCAGCGGGUCCGGGGGCGACUGUACCCCUGGGGGAUCGUGGAGGUGGAGAACCAGGCGCACUGCGACUUCGUGAAGCUGCGCAACAUGCUCAUUCGCACGCACAUGCACGACCUCAAGGACGUGACGUGCGACGUGCACUACGAGAACUACCGUGCACACUGCAUUCAGCAGAUGACCAGCAAACUGACCCAGGACAGCCGCAUGGAGAGCCCCAUCCCCAUCCUGCCACUGCCCACGCCCGACGCCGAGACAGAGAAGCUCAUCAGGAUGAAGGAUGAGGAGCUAAGGCGCAUGCAGGAGAUGCUGCAGAAGAUGAAGCAGCAAAUGCAGGACCAGUGACCGCCCCAGCCUCACGUCCCCAUGGAUAUACUGCCAGUUUCUGGGCUGGCCCUUCCCACCCCAGGACCCCGACUGGUCCGUACUCGACCCUGGAUUCAUGUGGAUCUCCGACAGGCUUGGACACAACCCCAAUCCCAGAGUGGCCCAGACCCGGACUGUUCCCGACCAUUCCCCACCUAACCUGGAGACGCGGGGUCGCAGCCCCCAGCCAACCCUAAUUUAUUCUCAGCAUCAACCACUCCCCCCAUUUGUAUCUGCUUCCAAGGGGGCUGGACAACAGCCUCUACAACCAGCCCCCUCUGGCCUUGGGGGAGCAGAAGCUGCGUUGGCCCGUGACUUCUGAGAUCUACACCUACCCCAGAAGGUCCUAGCACUCAGACUCCAGGCCCUACUCAGGGCAGGUAAACCGAGGCAGAACAGGCUAGCAGACCCCAGGGUCUCAGGCUAUUCCCCACCCCAGUGCGGCAAAGCGGACUUGGGAGCCCUCAUGCAACUGCUCCUGCAGCAUGUGCUGGGGCCUCACUUCGGGCCGAGGUGGCCCAGGUCCCCCCUUUCUCCUCACCUGUAGCUCAGCGGGCAGGUUGGGCAGCAGAAGCAAUUAAGAUCCCUCCAGACCUAAGGAGGCCAGCCAGCUGUGGGGGAGGAGCUCCUGGGGCUGGGACAUCUGUGAUGGCCGGCCUUUCCCCCACGGCUAUGCCUGUGCGGCUAUUCCAGGCCCAGGGCUCCAGAGCCAUGGAAGGUGGGUGAUCCCCUGGCAACUCCCAGGCCUAGACUGCUGUUCCCUGCUUGUGGCUGGAGGUCCCUUCUCCCCAGUGGCACUGUUGCCCUGGGUCCCCUAGCCCUUAGCCUUCCCAUUGUUCCACCCGCAUGAUCCCCUUCCACAGAGUCCAUUCUCCAGUUUUGUUCAGUUGUGAAUGCCUCAUCCUGUCCUGGUGACAGGAGAACAAUGUUGGUGAGCGUUGCAGCAGGCUUCCGAGUGCUCUGUGCGCCCCUGGGAGCAAGUGGGGCGGAAGCCGCCCCGGCCAGGAGGCCCAGCGAUAGCCCUCUAUCUGUGGCCUCAGCGCCUGUCCGUGCAGCCUCGGGGUUAUUUCUGGCGGGGCGGUUGCGCUGUGGUCAGUGUGGCUGGUGCUGGGGCCUGGCAGGGGCGGGGCGGCCUUAUGGCCUAGUUGUUCAGCCAACGCCUGGCGCUCCAGAGCCAGCAGGGCCACUGCCCUCUCGCCAUGGGCUCUGGUGAGUCUAGGGUCUUGCCGAGCCCAGGCCACUCCUUGAGCACAGUCGCGUUGGGAGGCGCCCCAGUCGUUUUGGCUGCAAUACCGAGAGAUUUGGGUCGAACUUUGAGGGGAGUUCCACCCAGCGCGCAGGGUGGUGGGGGUGGAG
Molecule: messenger RNA, 2689 nt
Organism: Diceros bicornis minor
Lineage: Eukaryota; Metazoa; Chordata; Mammalia; Perissodactyla; Rhinocerotidae
Gene: SEPTIN5
Product: septin 5
Exons: 11
Coding region: 176-1312 (378 amino acids)
Biological process (GO): regulation of exocytosis; cytoskeleton-dependent cytokinesis
Cellular component (GO): microtubule cytoskeleton; synaptic vesicle; septin ring
Molecular function (GO): molecular adaptor activity; GTPase activity; GTP binding
Source: RefSeq, a predicted model, not a curated record